AUGGAUCUGUAUCUCGGCAACUGCCGCAAGGCUGCCAAAGCCGCCGCCACUAAGGCGGCCGCCUGCAGCCGAACUGCAGUCGGCCGUCCUCGCCCUCCUCCUCCUGAGCUGUGGGCGGGGUCUUGGGAGUGCGUGCCGACGGAAGGGGCGGGGACCUCAGCAGAGCUCAGGAGAAAGACUGGGGUCCUGGGUGACCUAUCUUCUGACUUCCUGGCUCCGUUCCGAGCAGACGGUAGUAGCCAGAGCUGCCUCUGGCAACGACUGGUCGUGGGGAGGCCCGGAGGUAGGGCUGGUGCCCCGGGAAAGCUGGGAGGUCUUCCCGGUUGUCGGCGGAGAGGGUUCUUUGAACCUAGAGUGUGUGAUUCUUUGGUUUACUUGGAGAUACGUAUUAGCCCACUGAAGGAGCUCGCAAAAAAAAACCCACUCCAGAGGUCGGAGCAGCUGAUCUAUUGGAUCUUACUCUUGUGGUCAAACUGCCUGUUACCCCAGGAAGCAAUAAUGUGUUCUACGCUACAAAUACAAGUGAAAAGCUUUAUCAACCUUCUUAUGAUUUUAACCUGUCUGAUCCUCACUGUCGACUUUUGGAAAUCAGCUAUAAAAGCCUACACACUCCACGUUCAAAAACAUACUGUAAGUGAAGAAACACCGUCCAGAGAUGAAAGAAGUGCGGCUACACCACCAGCAGUAAUAAAAGAGAAAUUUUCACUUACCUGAAAGGGAGCCACUCUAGACUUAAAU
Messenger RNA from Manis javanica (Malayan pangolin), 738 nucleotides. The record is from RefSeq and is a predicted model, not a curated record. Lineage: Eukaryota; Metazoa; Chordata; Mammalia; Pholidota; Manidae.